Penicillium robsamsonii is the source of this 402-nucleotide messenger RNA. RefSeq lists its product as uncharacterized. The transcript has 5 exons. Lineage: Eukaryota; Fungi; Ascomycota; Eurotiomycetes; Eurotiales; Aspergillaceae. Bases 1 to 402 code for a protein of 133 amino acids. The record is from RefSeq and is a predicted model, not a curated record.
AUGGUUGUCUGUUACAUGGUCGUCACGCCAGAUCCUCGUACCACAGUAUCAGAAUCGUACUAUGUCAAAUUUGGUGACGGUCCCUCACACGCUGCCUAUUACAGAUGCAACCCAGAUCAUGCAUACGAAGCAAACGAUCGUUCUCCAGCGCAGUAUCUUAAUGUGGUGACUUAUGAUGCAUCACUGGCGGCCAGGCAGCCAGGUAAAUGGUUGGAAUGGAUUCAUAUCAAAAUCACGGGAGGUAUGAGAGUUUAUGCAAACACAGAAUGGCAUAUGCUGCAAUGGAACCGAUGGGAGGAAAUAGGAGGAAGCGUGGAUAAUCCAACUAGUAAUUUCGAGAACAUUGUGGACAAUACCUGGUGGUGUGAUAAUCAGGAAGCAAUUGCUCAGUUUGUCAAUUAA